Molecule: messenger RNA, 729 nt
Organism: Fulvia fulva
Lineage: Eukaryota; Fungi; Ascomycota; Dothideomycetes; Mycosphaerellales; Mycosphaerellaceae
Product: Glutathione S-transferase-like protein OpS6
Exons: 2
Coding region: 1-729 (242 amino acids)
Source: RefSeq, a predicted model, not a curated record
AUGGAUUCCAUCAAGCAAGCCCUCGACGCCGUAACAGACGUCAAGCCCGAAAAACCCAUCAAGCUCUACAGUCACCCCGGUGGCCCCAACCCGUGGAAGGUGGCCAUAAUCCUCUCAGAACUCUCGAUCCCCUACGUAAACAUCAUCAUGGACUUCUCCGAACUCAAGCAAGCCCCCUUCGAAUCCCAAUUCCCCAACGGCCGCGUCCCCGCCAUCGAGGACCCCAACACAAACCUCAAACUCUGGGAGUCUGGCGCAAUAAUCGAAUACCUCCUGGCGACCUACGACACGACCAACUCCCUCUCCUACACCACCGGCCCCGAAAAGUGGAACCAGAAGUGCUGGCUGCACUUCCAAACUUCCGGCCAAGGUCCCUAUUUCGGUCAACGUGCGUGGUUCAUACUCUACCAUCCUGAGAAAGAUUUGAAGAGUUGUCUCGAUCGGUACGGUAACGAGAUCAGACGCGUGCUUGGAGUCAUCGACUCGCACCUCAAGCAGUCAGGAACGGAGUAUCUAGUCGGCAACAAGGUAUCGUAUGCGGAUCUGGCUUUUGUGCCGUGGCAUUGGCUGUUGGAGUAUCCACCGCACAUCAUGGGCGAGGAGUUUGUGGGCGAGUGGAAGGAGAAGUAUCCGGUUUGUUGGGCUUGGUAUCAGAAGUUGCAGGAGCGCCCGGCGGUGAAGAAGUGUAGGGAUGAGAGGAUGGAGGCUAUUGCGAAUAGUAAGAAGUAG